Gavialis gangeticus (Gharial) is the source of this 3040-nucleotide messenger RNA. RefSeq names its product gap junction protein delta 4 (gene GJD4). Gene Ontology annotation, cellular component: connexin complex. The transcript is spliced from 2 exons. Gene Ontology annotation, biological process: cell communication. The record is from RefSeq and is a predicted model, not a curated record. Lineage: Eukaryota; Metazoa; Chordata; Crocodylia; Gavialidae. Bases 60 to 1325 code for a protein of 421 amino acids.
AAAUGGCAGAUUUCCUUCUGAAACUUCAGAAGCUGGAAGUGUAGUGAACCACUUCAGAAAUGGAGCACUGGGAUUCACUGGGGUUUUUGAUUAUCACUCUCAACUACAAUGUGACCAUUGUUGGAAAGAUCUGGCUGAUGUUAGUGAUCUUGCUGAGAAUGGCGGUGAUAGUGUUAGCAGGAUAUCCACUCUACCAAGAUGAGCAGGAACGGUUCAUCUGCAACACCUUGCAGCCUGGAUGCUCCAAUGUGUGCUAUGACAUUUUUUCUCCUGUCUCUCAUUUUAGAUUUUGGCUCAUUCAGACAGUGUCUGUACUGUUACCUUAUGCUGUGUUCAGUGUCUAUGUUCUGCAUAAGGUAGCCAUGCACCUAGCAAGAGCACACUGUUUGCUGUGUAGACAUAAAGGGAUUAAAGACUUCGCUAGCCACAAAGCUUUGAAGGAACCCAGCGGAAGUGCUGCCAUCACUAGACCAGCCUGUAAGACUGACUACUUGAGCAUCCCAGAUUUUUCUGGGGCUUAUACUGUUCACCUUUUCCUAAGGACAUUGGCUGAGGCUGCCUUUGGAGCUGGACACUACUAUCUCUUUGGAUUUUUUGUUCCCAAGCGCUUUUCCUGCUACCAUUCUCCUUGUACGAGCAUGGUUGAUUGCUACAUCUCCCGGCCCACUGAGAAAACUAUCAUGAUGAUUUUCAUCUGGGGAGUCAGUGGCCUCUCCUUUCUCCUUAGUCUUAUUGACCUAGCUUUUGCCAUCCAGCGAAUGGCAGUAAGAAAUCAGCCAAAUAAGCAACUGAUUACAAGUCUCCAUGAAGAAAAUGAGCUAAAUUCAGACCUGCCUCCAGCUGACAAGCAUGGAGGCUCUUCACCAUUUCAGGAAGACAGAGGCCAUCCACCUCCAGCAAUGAAUGAUAAUCCCGUCAGUGAAGGUUCUUGUUCACUCCUCUCUGAAGAGGAAGAAGAAUCUGCUCUUCAUCCUCACGUUCACUCCCAGCAAACUGCCAGCUCAAACCUUAACAGUAACAGCAACAAGCCCUACACAGCGGAUGGCCUUGCUGCUAAUCACACGGGCAAUGAAACACACUUACGUGGCGGCAAUCAACAAGGGAUUUCAUACCGGCAGUCAGGACUUGGGUACCAUCAGGGCUUCACCAAAGAGCCUGUCCUUGCUUUGAUCCCCCAGGCCAAGUCACCGCUCGGAGUUUAUUCCUCUGUAGUUCAGAGCAAGCUUUCAGGGCAAUAUUCAUCAGCUGAGCUAAAAGCAUCAGACGUGCAAUCAAAUUGUAGCAGUUCUGGUUACUUAAGGUCAAAAAAAUCUGAAUGGGUUUAAAGUCCAGUAGCUGAUCAGUGUCCUCGAUUAACACGUGCUUCAUAGCACUAUUGCUAUUGCAUUUCAGAUGAAUACCAUAAAGGUUAAAUCCAAUUCUUGCAUGUAAAAAAAAUUUUGCUAUGUUCCUUUGGUUGAACAAAGAGCAGGAAGCAAAACUUGCUGUGAUUAUAAUAGGAAUGCAUGGAAAUCUCUGAUAACACCUUGUUGCAGAUUUCAUUAAGAUAACUUGCUGUUUGGAGAAGAUAAUGAUUUUAAGCUCUCCUGAAUUUAAGUGAUCUUUUUAACAAGACCAUGGAUAGCUACUGAUGUGGCUAACCUUCUUUUCACAUAAACAUAAUGUACUUUUUCUUGCAUGUACCUAGUAUAAAGGCAAACUAUUCACCUUAGAAAUAGCAUAGGCUUGAAUUUUAAACGCCACUUUCCAUUGCCUGUUAUCCAAAGGUUAAUGAAUCUCCCACAUGAAAUCUUCAAGACCUUUCUAAAAAGGAUAUUACAUUGAACACCUCAUCUUCAGGAGUAUGUACUGCAUAUCUAAACCUCAUGCUUUGUAACAGAGUGCCCAUAUGUAAACUUAGAAAGAGAUAUGAUAUCCAUACAAAAGGCCUCUUUUCUCUGAUUAGUUCAAUUAAUCAUUCAAAAAGAAUUGCCCAUUGAAAUAGAUUAAAUUAGAGCUGAUCUUUUAGUUGUAAUGGUUUGAUCUUUACUUUUCUACAUUCAUUCUAGUAUGGCCCAGCACUUAAAGCACAAGACUAGGAAACCCAGAGGCCUGGGUUUCAUUCUAGGCACAUGGCCUUAGAAAGUUAUUCAGAGCAAGUUACUGAUAUGUAGCUACAGCUCAUCAUGGACAGAGGUGAAGGAGCCCAAGCUCAACGGGAGUUGUAGAGGAUAGGGUACCACACCGUUUCAGAGGACUGCGGAGAGAGAGGCUGGUUGUAGAAGAAGCAGGUUUCAUUUCUUCCAGGCUGGUGCAAGGGUUGUUUGGAGGUUAGAUCCAGCACACUUACUGCAGAACAAGUCACGUGUAAACAGUAAUGGCAGCUCUGCAGGGCUUUUGUGACUUAGCUGAAGGGGAAAGUAGCUCCUUGCCUGUCCUCUUCCCAUUUGUGCUCAUGUGCUAGAGACAAUCUUGUUCAUAAACACUUAGUUUCCACCUCUGCACAAUGUAAAGAAGGAUCCUAACACCUCCCAGGGGUAUUUAGUCUUAAUAACUGGGCAAAACUCACCCCGUGUGUCUGAAGGCAAAUUUUGACUUUACAGAGAAAGUGUUUUGAUUUCCCCAGAGAAUAUGCUAAAUACUACCUUAAUUGCUAUAAACUAAAUAAUAUUUCCCUUUGUUAGUUGAGCUUGUUCCAUUUUUCAUGUGUGAUGGUGACACAUUUUAUCAUUUCCUGGAUAGGAAUUAUAUUAAUUAUUAAACAGAUUGUAGACAGGAAAGCAUUAACUAUUUAGCUCUCUAGUCUCCAAGGUCUAUUGAAGGGGUAUGCAUGGAUUAGCCCACAAUAUCACAAAACAGUGCAGCACUUGCACCUUUUAUCAUUCAAAUGAUCUUAUCAGCAGUGAGAAGGAAUGCAAAAAACAAAUGUGGGUAGAGUUUGUCUUGUACAGCCCUCAAUCUGGUACCUAAAUAGACAAAUGCAUUAAUAAUGUAUGUGCUGUGACUGGACUCAGAGUGUGUUUAUUUGCAUAUCUAGUCUUUUAAAAAUAUAUAGCUAGAG